Molecule: messenger RNA, 915 nt
Organism: Aaosphaeria arxii CBS 175.79
Lineage: Eukaryota; Fungi; Ascomycota; Dothideomycetes; Pleosporales
Product: ribosomal protein S2
Exons: 3
Coding region: 1-915 (304 amino acids)
Biological process (GO): ribosomal small subunit assembly; cytoplasmic translation
Cellular component (GO): cytosolic small ribosomal subunit; ribosome; 90S preribosome
Molecular function (GO): structural constituent of ribosome
Source: RefSeq, a predicted model, not a curated record
AUGGCCCCUAACAACCUUCCCGCGAUCUUCAACCCCACCUCUCAGGACAUUGAGAACCUCCUUGCUGCACAAUGCCACCUCGGCAGCAAGAACCUCCAGGUUCACAUGGAGCCUUACCUCUGGAAGACCAGGCCUGAUGGCAUCAAUGUCAUCAACAUUGGCAAGACCUGGGAGAAGAUUGUCCUCGCUGCCCGUAUCAUCGCCGCCAUCGACAACCCAGCUGACAUCUGCGUCAUCUCCGCCCGUCCCUACGGACAGCGUGCCGUCCUCAAGUUCGCCGCCCACACUGGUGCCGUCGCCAUUGCUGGACGUUUCACCCCCGGUAACUUCACCAACUACAUCACCCGCUCUUUCAAGGAGCCCCGUUUGAUCAUCGUCACCGACCCUCGCACCGAUGCUCAGGCCAUCAAGGAGGCUUCCUACGUCAACCUCCCCGUCAUUGCCCUCUGCGACACUGACUCCCCCACCGAGUACGUCGACGUUGCCAUCCCCACCAACAACAAGGGUCGCCACGCCAUCGGUCUCGUCUGGUGGAUGCUUGCCCGUGAGGUCCUCCGCCUCCGCGGAACCCUCGCUACCCGCGAGACUGAGUGGGACGUCAUGACCGAUCUUUACUUCUACCGCGACCCCGAGGCCGAGGAGAACAAGGACUCUGCCGGUACCGAGGAGGCCAAGGCCCCUGGUGCCGACGAGGUCGGUGCCGGCCCCGUCGAUGCUGGCUUCGCCAACGAGUGGGAGGUCUCUGGCGCCUCUGCCGGUGCCUUCGCUGCUGCCUCUGGCACCGCUGCUGGCGCUUCUUGGGACGCUGACGGUGCUGGCGGUGACUGGGCUGCUGCCUCCACCGCCCCCGAGGGUGCCGCCGGCGAGGGCUGGGGUAACACUGAGGGUCAGGCUCCCGCCGCUUCUCAGUGGUAG